AGCCCGGAGAGAUAGGCCAUCUGUCGACGCAUCGACAUUGACCAAUGACACGCCGUAUCUCCAAGGCGCAGGACUAGACUGACCAAUAACAGAACGGCAUGGGGCGGGACGUGUCCUGUCCACUCUCACCUCCCACUCAUGUGAAAUCACUGGCUGCAGACCGACACAGAGACAGACUGCACAAGUAGAGCCGCGGCACCAGGCAGGUACACAGGUAACCACAGGUAGCAGACUGACGAGGAGACACUGCGCAAGACCUGCCGGCAUGGACGCAUCGCAGUGAGCCGCUCCGCCGCAGAUCCGCUCCCAACAGGUCCACCGCAGCCGCGAGCAUGUCGACAGGAGAAGGAGCCGUCCAGCGCGACGAAGGGGAGUACGGCAGGGCUGCGAAGAGGCUGAAAACCGAGGAGACGGAGACGGAGGCGGAGGAAAGAGAAGAGGGGGAAGAGGAGCUGGAGGAGGGGGAGGAUUCGGACUCUGGAUCGCUGCCCGGUAACGGAGAGUCAGCGACAGACAACCGGGCCCGAUGGAGCGCCAGUCAGUUCGGAGCAGGACGAAGGGAAAAUGGCGAGGACUCCCAUCGUAUCUCUCCCAGUCCUGUGGUCCAUGUCAGGGGCCUGUGUGAGGCUGUUGUGGAAGCAGACCUGAUAGAUGCCCUGGAAAGGUUUGGACCCAUAUGUUAUGUGAUGAUGAUGCCAUUCAAGCGUCAGGCCUUGGUGGAGUUCUCUGCAGUAGAGAGCGCUGACCUGUGUGUGUCCUGUGGAGCAAAGGAACCUGUAUACAUCGCAGGCCAACAGGCAUACUUUAAUUACUCCACGUCCAAGAGAAUCACCAGGCCAACCAAUGCUGACAACCCCAACAGUGGCAACAAGGUCCUCUUGCUGUCCAUACAGAACCCCCUCUACCCUAUCACCACGGAUGUUCUGUACACCGUAUGUAACCCCAUCGGCAGCGUGCUUAGGAUUGUCAUCUUUAAACGAAAUGGAAUCCAGGCCAUGGUGGAGUUUGAGUCUAUUCAGUGUGCUCAAAAGGCCAAAGCAGCUCUAAAUGGAGCUGACAUCUAUGCUGGUUGCUGUACCCUCAAGAUUGAGUAUGCAAGGCCAACACGUCUGAAUGUGAUUAAGAAUGACAAUGAGAGCUGGGACUACACUAAACCAUACCUGGUCAGACGAGACCGUGGAAAGGGAAGACAGAGACAGGCCAUUUUAGGAGAACACCCAUCAUCCUACAGUGAUAAUGGCUAUGGUCCACCCUGCCCCCUGCUGCCUCUGCCCAGCAACAGCAGGUACAAGCUCACGUCAGUGGAUGUUCCAGACAUGGUAUCCUAUCCUUUGCCCCAGUCAUCCUCCUCAUACUCUGGCCAUGCCCCUAGCUCUGUUGCCAUGGUAAGUGGUCUCCAUCCAUCCAAGAUGAACUGCACCCGCAUCUUCAACCUCUUCUGCCUCUAUGGCAACAUUGAGAAGGUGAAGUUUAUGAAAAGUGUUCCUGGUACAGCAUUGGUUGAGAUGGGGGAUGAGUAUGCUGUGGAUAGAGCCAUCACACACCUCAACAGCAUCAAGGUGUUUGGCAAAAGACUUAAUGUCUGUGUGUCCAAGCAGCAUGCUGUGAUCCCCAGUCAGGUGUUUGAGUUAGAGGAUGGCAGCAGCAGCUAUAAAGACUUUGCCAUGACCAGGAACAACCGCUUCAGCAGUGCUGGUCAGGCCUCCAAAAACAUCAUCCAGCCUCCAUCUGCAGUGCUACACUACUACAAUGUUCCUCCAUGCAUAUCGCAGGACCAUUUACUGAGGCUUUGUACGGAGCAUGAUGUGCCUGGCUUUGUCAAAUUCAAGAUGUUUGAUGCCAAACCGUCUUCUAAGACUAUCUCUGGCUUGUUGGAGUUUGACAGUAAGACAGAGGCUGUGGAGGUUCUUACUGUUCUCAACCAUUACCAGAUUAGGAUACCCAAUGGGUCCAAUCCGUACACCCUGAAAUUGUGUUUUUCCACCUCAUCUCACCUAUAAAGAGCUGCAGAGGACAGAACAGGCUGCUGAGUCUGUUGAUGGCUGACCUCUGACCUAUGAGAGGAAGCAGGAGCAGGAUCAUGAGACACAGACACGUGAAACAGUGCCGGGGAGAUUAAUACAAAAAAAUAAAAAAUGAAAGAAGAAAUGAGAGAGAGAUGGACGUUAAAGGAGAUAAAACAAGAUGAUAAGAAAAGUGUUAAAGAGAGAGAAAACACUGUCUCUGUCUCCAAACUGAACAUCAAUGGACACUUGUCAUCCGAACAGCCAAUCACAACUCAAAAGCUGACAGACUAGCAACCUAUUUGAAACAUUAUUAUAAUGUGAUUAUGGGACACAUGGAGGAACUGCUUGUCCCAGAUGUCUUCACUGCAUGGUAGACCGGUCUUUGCCCGGCAAGUAGACGGAGGACGACCCACUCUGAGAAAUCUGCUGUGAAACCUGAAUCUGCUUCAGUGACCUCAGACAUCUCUAAAGGCAUUAUCUGUGCACAUGGAAUAUGGUAACUUAAAUAACACGGUCCUGUUUCAAAUAGUAAAUAAAUAUGCUAUGUUUUUGUUUUUUUAAACUGUUGCCAAACAAAUAUAGCAAAAGUGGAUACAAUCUAACAGAGGGUCUCUUUUAAGGGUCAUUAGUGCGGAAGGAUGUUUCUUGCCAUGGCAGUAGCUAAGCCUUAAGACUGAGAUAUCUCUCCACUGUCUGGUGAACAUGAGAUAUCUCAGCUCAACUUUUAGUUUUGCUGUGGACAUUGGUCCCUUAGGGUAAAACUCUUAAUGGUUGUGGUGACCUUCUGAUGUGACGUUUCCCUACUGGCAGCCUAAGGUCAGAAUUUGCACUGAACACUUUGGUUUAAGACAUGAUAUCUGGAAAACUAAUGGCAGGAUUUCCAUUGGACUUUAGUGAAUAUUCAUGUUUCCCAGAGGAGGAAUUCAAAUGUUUAUUUAAAAAAAUUCAAAAUAAAAAAACUUCCUGGUAUUUGAGUUAGCGCCACCUUCAGCUUUCCCAAUCCUGUUAGCUUACAGGUUGGGGCUUUCCAUAGAAGUGGAGAAGAAGAACAUAUGUGUUCUGUUUUCAUUUGCCAAGUUGCACAAGGAAAAUUUGUGAGCCUUUAUCUAACAUUAGCAACACAUUAUGAGCUUUUGAUAAUGUAGUCAAGCCGAAGGCUCAUGUUAUCAUGUAGAGAGGUGUACAUAACAUACAUUCUGAAACAUCGACUUGCAGGUGACCCUUUACGGUUCACUUUUUUUUCUUCAGAAUCUUUUUCCAGUUAGAAAGGGUAUGGCUGCUCCAGUUCCAGUCCUUGGCAUUGUGUAAAGUAGUUUUACAGUGUUUGAGCAAGGUCAAAGGUGAACACAAGUACUUGAGCUACAGGCAAGCGGCUUAGGGGUUAAGGGAGCUAAACGCAGAGACUCUUGAAUAUGAGCUUCAGUGACCUUUUUGGUAGCAGUGCCCUCAGAACAAAUGUUACAUUUUCUGCUCCACAUUACACAAAUCUCUAUGAAUGGGAACGUUAUUAUUGUUGUUUUUUGUAUUGUUGUUGGUUUUCUCUUUCUUUCUUUCUUUCUUUCUUUCUUUCUUUCUUUCUUUCUUUGGUCUUUAAGAUUGUAGGUUUUAUAAACAUACAGCACCAUGGAGCCACUGGCAGGGUUUUGGACUUUGAAGCUUUUUUGAAUUAUUUAAAAUUAUGUCACUUUAAUAUUUUCAAUUCUAAUUAUUCUCAUAGCCUAACAAUGAUUUCACUUGAACUAUUGUAUACAUCCCAAAAGCCUCAACAGGAUAGAGCAGUGUAUCAAAAAUAGAUGGAUGUAAAUUUUGUUGUCGUGUUAUAAUGGGUUAAAGGUACUUUUUCACAUGCACUCAGUAUUGCAUUUGAAAAAUUUAUAGUGUUUGCGUAUAGUUUUACCCAUAAGGUUGUGCAUUAUGUCCAUAAAUAUGGUUAAUGCAUUAGUUAAAUUCAGAAUUCAGUAAAAUAAUCCUCACACUCUCACAGUAUGCUCCCAGACACAGUGGCGACAUGUGGCUUUGGCUUCAUGGCAUUCCAAUUACUCCCUUUGUAGACACAUAAUGCACCACAUGAAAAACAGAAUUGUAACAGUGUAAAAAAACACGAGUAUGCUCACAACAUUGAUAACACAGACAAAUGGUGUUUUAAGAGCUUUAGCUGCUUUCUGUCUGUGACUUUUUUUUCUGUUUGUGGUCCCAUAUUUGCUGUAUGAAUAGAUAUUCAUCACUUGGUGGCUCCACAGAUCUUCCAUAAAUGAAUAAGUAUCGUAUUGUCACAGAGUUGCUGUUUCGUUCUUUUUUACCAGUCAUUACUGUUUAGAUACUUUUGGUGGACAUGCAUGAAAUUGAAAACCAGAGCUUAGAGCUGUGCAAAGUCUCCAUGGCAAGCCAGGAGUCAGAUUUGAUCUUACUAUGUGUUGAGCCGAAAAUCACAUGAGGCAAACAAUAGACCUGAGACCAAGAUUCUACAUGUAUGUAAACACAGCCAUAGCUUGCCAGGUGAUUUCAACUAGAGAUAUGGGGCCUAAUAUGGCAACAUGUCAAUAUUAAAGUCUGAUCUAAAAAAAAA
This is a messenger RNA of Stegastes partitus (bicolor damselfish), 4572 nucleotides long. RefSeq names its product heterogeneous nuclear ribonucleoprotein L like (gene hnrnpll). Bases 333 to 2000 code for a protein of 555 amino acids. The transcript is spliced from 14 exons. Gene Ontology annotation, molecular function: RNA binding. Gene Ontology annotation, biological process: mRNA processing. The record is from RefSeq and is a predicted model, not a curated record. NCBI's taxonomy places the organism in Eukaryota, Metazoa, Chordata, Actinopteri, Pomacentridae. Gene Ontology annotation, cellular component: nucleus.